Gopherus evgoodei (Goodes thornscrub tortoise) is the source of this 588-nucleotide messenger RNA. RefSeq lists its product as uncharacterized. Lineage: Eukaryota; Metazoa; Chordata; Testudines; Testudinidae. The record is from RefSeq and is a predicted model, not a curated record. The transcript has 4 exons. The coding region runs from base 193 to 588 and encodes 131 amino acids.
UCACCCCCUUGGUGGGGCCCCUUUCCUUUACUAUGGUGAUAGUGACAUUCAGGCGGAAGGCUAGAAGCAAACAUCAAAAAGCCCAGGCACAGUACGGGUUAUUUAUUCCAUUGUGUGUGUUUGGGUUUUUACAUCAUCUAGGCUACAGCCUGGCAAAUCUAUACGGCACCUUCAAAAUGCUAGACCAGGAAGAUGCAAGUAGGCAGCUUGGAUAACACUGGAAAGAAUGGCAAAAGCUUUGCUGUGAGGAAGAAUUUCCCUGCUGAGCUCCUAUUGCCAAAGGAUAUUUACCUGGCGGCCCUGACAAGAUCUGUUAGAAGACCCCUUCCUCCCUGCUUGUAUAUGGCAAAGUUUCUUGCAGAGCUCCUGGGCUGCACGUUGCCGGACAAGGGCACCUCUUCCAUGUUUGAGUCCAGAAGUCAGUCCCGUAUUGGCCUGAAGCAAAGCACCAAGCAGAAGACCACAACUUUCAGCACUUUGGCCAAUGAGAAGUCCUUAUCUGACCGCAAAUGGUGGUGGUUGACUGAAAGACGAUUUAGGGCAGCACAGAACUCUAAAACAGAAAGCAGGAAGGGCUGGAGCAGCUGA